AGAAAAAAGCGGAAGAAGUUGCUCUAGCUUAGCUUCCGUUUGACCUAUUUAGUUCUCACAUUAGCAUCAGUUUAUACUCUUUAUUGCCAACAAUGGAAUUGCUUAGUUCUUUAGCUGUUUCCAUUUUUGAAAGCUAAUUUCUCAUUUUUUACUCAAGCGGCACAAAAUUAUUUGAUCUCUCUUUAAGGGUCGCAGAAUAGACUGGCUAUUUUGACGUAAGAUAGCUAAUCUGGCUGACUGCGUGUGAAAUGAGUUGUCAGACGUUAGCUGCGUUGUAAUUUUGUGUCGUUAGUUUUACUCAUUUUAGCUGGUUUGUUGCUUUCUGGCGUAUUCGUUUAGACAUCUUUUGCAGGUUUAUUUUUGGAGAACCCCUGGAUGCUCAGUGUGUCAGGAGGUGACUCUUCAGCCCCAUGUCUGCGGAGGCUUCAGUUGGCAGUCAUGCUGCCAGCUCUGCCCAGUGUACCGUUUCCCAGCCUCCCCAACAUAAUUCUGAUGAGCACAGGAACCAGGGUCUGCUGGGGAGCAAAUAUGUCAAGUUAAAUGUGGGGGGCUCGCUGCAUUAUACCACUGUCCAGACAUUAAGCAAGGAAGACAGUCUGUUGCGAAGCAUAUGCAACGGAGGAACUGAAGUUACCAUAGACUCUGAAGGGUGGGUUGUUUUGGAUCGGUGUGGCAGACACUUUGGGCUGGUAUUGAACUUCCUGCGAGAUGGUUCGGUGCCACUUCCUGAGGACCACAGGGAACUGGAUGAGGUUCUAAAAGAAGCCCAGUACUAUCGGGUCCAGGGACUGGUCCAGCAUUGCCUCAGUGCUAUGCAGAAACAAAAAGAUGUGUUUGAGAGUGUGUGCCACAUCCCCAUGAUCACCUCAGCCAAAGAAGAGCAGAAGAUGAUUUCUACUUGUAGAAAGCCUGUAGUAAAAUUGCAGAAUAAUAGAGGAAACAACAAAUACUCCUACACCAGUAAUUCUGAUGACAACCUGCUGAAGAACAUUGAACUUUUUGACAAGCUUGUGCUGCGAUUUAAUGGCCGGGUCCUGUUUGUCAAAGAUGUUCUGGGAGAUGAGAUCUGCUGUUGGUCAUUCUAUGGUGAAGGUCGCAAGAUUGCUGAAGUAUGCUGCACCUCCAUUGUCUAUGCUACAGAGAAGAAGCAAACCAAAGUUGAGUUUCCAGAGGCUCGAAUUUUUGAAGAAACUCUCAACAUCCUUAUUUAUGAGAAUAGCAGAGUAUUGGGAAGUUUACACCUCCUGGAUGCAAGAGGCUCAGGUUCAUCACUGGGAGCUGGACACUCGGAGGAAGAGGGAGCUGUGGGAGGGGACAGGCGAGUAAGACGGAUCCACGUAAGGAGGCAUAUAAUGCACGACGAAAGGGGACAUGGCCAGCAAACGGUGUAUAAGGACUAAAAAUGUGAAAACGUAAGACACGGAAGAGUGAUUUCAUGCUUGUCUUUUUUAUGCCUGUUGAAUGAACGAGAUGUCCCAUAACAAUGGCUUGGAAGUAGGUUAUUUAAUUACAUUUUUGUAGAUUCCACUGCAGAAAUACAGGGAUUAAUGACUGAAGUAAAAGUUGUUCGAAACGAAUUUUUGUUUACAAGACUUUUGUACAUUAGUAAUAUAGGAAAUGUGUAAAAUGACCUGGGACAUAAAACUGGUAUGAAUAAAAUGUUAUUUGCUAUUGUUAAGGAAUCUGCUGCACAUUACUAAAUGGUCCGGAACUGGGCACGUCCACAAGCGUGGAUCUUAGUAACACGGCCUAAUGUCAUCACAGGCCUCCAUAAUGUACUGGCAGCCUCUUUGACCUGUAAGAAACACUGUCAGUUUACUAAGGCUGUGAAACACCUGUUGCCUUUUCAUAGGUUGGACUAAGAUGUUGAGCUUGGAAGAAAGUAUUAACACUGGAAGAAAAAUGUGUAGAUUUGAUGAGGUAGUCCAUAAAUAAUAUUGUUGAGCAGCUCUAUUUUCUUGAUUUAAAUUAUCUCUGCUGUUGCUUCAGGAUGUUUUUUAUUAAUUAAUUUAUAAACCUAAUUUAUUGUUUGGUAUUUAAGUUUUGUAUAGUAUGCAAUCUUUCUCUUAACUAGUCCUCAAGUGAAGUUUAAGGUUCGGUAUUGACAUGGAUGCACUAUACAGCACACGUCCGAUCUUUAAUUUAGUCUUGUAAAUGACUAAAUUGUGAAUUUUCAUUUCAGUUUUAUGUUUAAGAAGAACCAUGACCAUUUCUUUGUAAUUGUAUUUUAUUCUGAGCCAUGAUUUUUCUCUUAUGCUUUAAUGUCUUAUAAUAAACCACUGAAAUUUGCUAAAAGUAAAAUAAAACUAUACACAAUACAGGCAUUUAUUAGUGGGUUAUGUCUUUAGUUCCCUCUGAGACAGAAUAACUGGCUUCUUUCUCUUGUUCACCCAUGUGUUGUGUAAACAAGUACUGAAAAGAAAACCAGACCGGAGCAAUAUGUAUCUCAGACCAUUCUUAAAGUCACCUCAGAAUGCUUAAUAUGCACUAAUGUUACUUCCGUCCAAUAUUAGUCAUGAGAAUGUUCUAAAUAAAUCACAUGAGAAAACUGA
Betta splendens (Siamese fighting fish) is the source of this 2552-nucleotide messenger RNA. It is a transcript of the gene kctd13, whose product is annotated as potassium channel tetramerization domain containing 13. NCBI's taxonomy places the organism in Eukaryota, Metazoa, Chordata, Actinopteri, Anabantiformes, Osphronemidae. The transcript is spliced from 7 exons. Gene Ontology annotation, molecular function: protein binding; ubiquitin-protein transferase activity. Gene Ontology annotation, cellular component: Cul3-RING ubiquitin ligase complex. Gene Ontology annotation, biological process: proteasome-mediated ubiquitin-dependent protein catabolic process; protein homooligomerization; protein ubiquitination. The record is from RefSeq and is a predicted model, not a curated record. Bases 411 to 1400 code for a protein of 329 amino acids.